Molecule: messenger RNA, 1548 nt
Organism: Suillus fuscotomentosus
Lineage: Eukaryota; Fungi; Basidiomycota; Agaricomycetes; Boletales; Suillaceae
Exons: 5
Coding region: 1-1548 (515 amino acids)
Source: RefSeq, a predicted model, not a curated record
AUGCCUAGUGAGCGUAACUCUCAGCGACAGCGAAAAACUAAGGCCAAAGUCCCGAAGCCACCGCGAGGUUCUGGCCUCAAUCCAUCGGGCGAACCGGCAACUGACCAACUCUAUAUCCCCACUGAACAGCCACAGAUGUCCUCUUUCGACUUCGACGCCCAUGCGGCCCCUGGAGGUUGGCAGGGCAGUAACAACGAUAGCGCACUUCCCACCCCAAUGCCAAGUAGCAGCUCCCUGCAUAGCUGGAGCAUGCAGGGCGCCAACACCGAUAGUCGCUUAUCUUACGGCCAUUCCUACGACACUUCGUCUUUGGAGCACGCCGGCACCGACUUCGAUGACGAUCACCCCCCUUACAACUCCAACCCUCAAUUUUACGACACUGCGUCCAUGGAAGCGCCCUCCCAGGGCGCUUCCUUCAACUACCUAUCUCACGGCUCCUACCACAAUCAGAUGGCGGGCCCCUCUUACAAUACUGCGUCCAUGGAAGCGCCCUCCCAGGGCGCUUACCCACCUCAAGGAUCCUCUCAAGGCACUGCCGCCGGCACAAGCGCAACUGAUGCGACGCCCAUACAACAAGGCGAAAUUCCACGCACGGAUGUGAUGCAUACGGCGGGCCCGGCAAGGGAGCCAAAGCGGCAAGGCCAACAACGAGCUAUGCCGCCUACGCCACGCUUGAUCCCCUACCCAGCCACGCGCCCACAAGGCGCUUCCGAAUCCGCUCCCACAGCCUCAGCCUCAGUCUCAGCCUCAGCCUCAGCCUCAGCCUCCACCUCGCAACCUAUGUCCUCAACGUCUGACCUCAUCCAACUAACAGACGACAUCAUCGGCCAGACCAUGAAAACGGCAACGCGGCUGGUCAUGCACGAGCUAUUCGAGGAGCAAGCGAUGGCGAUCAACAAAGCCGCCAAGAAGAUAAUGCUGAAUCGAGUCAUCCGGGACUCCGUCCCACGUUGUUUUGGACCUAAUGCGACAUUUCAGGAAUUCAUUACUAACAAACAUCGCAAAGAAGUCGCGAAUGCGCUGUCGUCCACGCGUGGGAAGCUCGUCGAAUUCGCGCGGGACGGCGUCUUCCACGCGUACAGACUUUUCCCUCCACGGUACAGUAAUGUGCCUGCUGUCGUCUUUCGCAAACGCAUGAUCGAAAAGAUCAUGCGUGAUGCGGAUGGACUCGUUUUCAUGCAUAUCUACACUUUUGACCAAAAUGGACGCGUUGAAAUCAAGGCGAAGUUUCAAAACUUCUUCAUCAUGGCCAACGUGAUCUGCUUCACUUGGUCUCACUUACGCCACGAGUUUCUCGGCGAGACGGAAGAAGAACAGCUCAAACGUUUGAAGGUGAUCUGGGCGCUCGCCGGCGCAGCGACGUUCUGCGGCCUAGACGAGCAGCUUGAGGAUGAGUUGAAGGUUGAGUCUUUCGGGGGGGUGGUCGUCAAUCGUAAAUUCCUUUCUAUUCUAGCCGCCAUCAACAACCUCACUGGGGACGAGCGAGUAGAAUUCGAUGACUUUUUACGGUACGUGUUGGUAGUUGGACCCUCACAAGCGUGCUCGUAA